CUUUCACGUUGAAAUCCCGCGCCACCACCAAUCCGAGUCGUCAAGGAAGGAAACGUCGAUCGCCGGCGACAAGAGCAACCGCCACCCUCUAGCUCCAUCGACGCAGCACCGCCUUGGGCCGCGGCGAGUUACGUCGCAGGAGAUCUCGUUGGUCAGUGCAGGUUGGAAUUUAACCAGAAAAGUUGCAUUUUGGGAGAAAAAGGAAGCUGGUGAUUUGGUCAAAAAUGAAAAAGGAUAGCAGAUGGAGAAAGUUUUCGCUUUGGAAUAUCAUUCGGAUCAAUGAUAAUAAUGCUGGAAACUCAAGCAAAGGCAAAACAUCAGAAACAGAUUCACAAGUCGCGAGCAUGGUCUUCAAUGACCGCCUAUAUAGAGCUCCAAGUACCAUAACUAGUGAGGCAAUCAGGAUUUUCGCGGCAACAUGGAAUGUUGGAGGAAAUACUCCCCAUGAGGGACUUAGCCUCAGUGACUUCCUUCCUGCUGAUGAUCACUCAGAUAUAUAUGUUUUGGGUUUUCAGGAGAUAGUUCCUCUGAAUGCCGGGAAUGUACUCGUAAUCGAGGACAAUGAGCCAGCGGCGAAGUGGCUAUCUCUAAUCAAUCAAGCAUUGAAUGGUGCCGGUGAUACAGAGACUGACAUCGAAUCACACUCAUCAUCUCCUUAUAUUGACUCUGCCUCAAGAGGUGCAUUGCUCUUUCAGAAACUACCACUUAAAGCCGUUAGCAAAACUUUCAAAACGGAACAGGGACGCCGUCUGAGAGCCUGCAAUUGCCCUGCUGAAGCGACAAGGAAGUCCUACAGAGGGUCAUGUUUUAGUUGCCAGCAUGCUCACAUCAAUGACAGUGACUCAGAGGAGGAGGAGGAGGAAGAAGAGGAAGUUGUACAUUAUUCUAUUUCGGGGUUUUCGGUUAGGCCUACAAGUAGUAAGCAGAAGUAUUGCCUCAUAGCCAGCAAACAGAUGGUGGGGAUUUUUGUCACUGUCUGGGUGAGGAGAGAACUUGUGCAGCACAUAGGACACCUACGAGUCGCUUGUAUCGGAAGGGGAAUUAUGGGUUGGCUUGGUAAUAAGGGAUGCAUCUCGGUGAGUCUGUCGUUGCACCGAACAAGCUUUUGCUUCAUUUGCAGUCACUUGGCUUCGGGGGAGAAAGGAGGAGACGAGCUGAGAAGGAAUUCCGACGUUUCAGAAACACUGAAACACACACAAUUCAGGAAGGUCUGCAGAAGAGCCGGUCGAAGAAUACCCGUAAAGAUUCUCGAGCAUGACCGUGUCAUAUGGUUGGGGGAUUUGAAUUACCGGAUUUCUUUGAGCUACAGUGAGACCAAAAAACUUCUCGAGGAUAAUAACUGGCAUGAGCUUUUCGAGAAGGAUCAGCUUAAAAUUGAAAGAGAAGCUGGGAGAGUGUUCAAGGGGUGGAAUGAAGGGAAGAUCUACUUCGCUCCCACUUAUAAGUACUCGAACAACUCGGACACUUAUGCCGGAGAGGGUGCAACAUCGAAGAAGAAACGAAGAACACCUGCGUGGUGCGAUCGCAUUCUCUGGAAUGGUGAUGGAAUUGCGCAGCUGUCUUAUAUCAGAGGGGAGUCUAAAUUUUCAGAUCAUCGACCGGUAUGUGCCGUGUUUGUUGUGGAGGUUGGGGUGAAUGAUGAUAGAUCAAAGAAUUUAACCACUCCUAACAUGAGAGUUGGUGCAGAAGAGAUUUUAAAUAGCAGAGGAGGCAGUUGCUAGCGCUUACGAGUAUGUGAAAACACAUGUAAAGCAUGAAUGCGAAAAUCGCCGCAUACAUCGUUCAUGUGAAUCAUCUGGACGAUAUGUUUCUUCCUUGCAUAUGGUUUAUAUAACUUACUCCUGGAGAAGGGUGCGAAUAGAAUAAGAGAGAUUGGAAAUGCUAUAAUUUGGCUGCCGAAGCUAAAGCGUCGGUUUUGUUCAUCACCAAACUGUAAAAUAGUAGAGCCAUGUCACACGAGGGGCUACAAAAUUUGAUUAUUUUGUUCUAUGAAUCAGAAGUUUGACCAUUAAUUAUUGUUUUAAGA
Molecule: messenger RNA, 2026 nt
Organism: Zingiber officinale
Lineage: Eukaryota; Viridiplantae; Streptophyta; Magnoliopsida; Zingiberales; Zingiberaceae
Product: type I inositol polyphosphate 5-phosphatase 10-like
Exons: 10
Coding region: 225-1721 (498 amino acids)
Biological process (GO): phosphatidylinositol dephosphorylation
Molecular function (GO): phosphatidylinositol-4,5-bisphosphate 5-phosphatase activity; phosphatidylinositol-3,4,5-trisphosphate 5-phosphatase activity; inositol-polyphosphate 5-phosphatase activity
Source: RefSeq, a predicted model, not a curated record